Molecule: messenger RNA, 2352 nt
Organism: Gopherus flavomarginatus (Mexican gopher tortoise)
Lineage: Eukaryota; Metazoa; Chordata; Testudines; Testudinidae
Gene: PPCS
Product: phosphopantothenoylcysteine synthetase
Exons: 3
Coding region: 32-991 (319 amino acids)
Biological process (GO): coenzyme A biosynthetic process
Cellular component (GO): nucleus; cytoplasm
Molecular function (GO): phosphopantothenate--cysteine ligase activity
Source: RefSeq, a predicted model, not a curated record
UUCCGGUGCGGAAGCGGACACGCCAGCCAGCAUGGCGGCGGCGGCGGCGAGCACAGACAGCCCCGGGCCGGCCGCGCUGGAGGCGGAGCAGCGCGUGCGGGCCUGGGCAGAGGCGCAGAGGGAGCGCGGGCGGCGCGUGGCGCUGGUGACGUCGGGCGGGACCCAGGUGCCGCUGGAGGCACGCGCCGUGCGCUUUCUGGAGAACUUCAGCAGCGGGCGGCGCGGGGCGGCCUCGGCCGAGCGCCUCGUGCGCGCCGGAUACGGCGUCUGCUUCCUGCACCGCGCGCGCUCCGCCUUCCCCUGGGCGCGCGCGCUCCCGCCUCCGGGUCCCGCUCUCCUGGACGCGCUGCGCGUGCAGCCGGGGCCGAGCGUUGCUGCUGACCCAGAGGCGCUGCCGGGGCUCGUGCCCGCGCUGCUCGGGUACCAGCGCGCCAAGGAGGCAGGCGCGCUCUUGCCGCUCGAGUUCACCAGCCUCAGCGAGUACUUGGCGCUGCUGCGGGCCGCCGCCAGGGCCCUGGCGCCCUUCGGCUCCAGCGUGAUGUUCUACCUGGCAGCAGCCGUGUCAGAUUUCUACAUCCCAGCAUCAGAGAUGCCUGAGCACAAGAUCCAGUCCUCUGAGGGUCCCCUGCAGAUCACAAUGAAGAUGGUGCCAAAAAUGCUGUCUCCUCUAGUCAAAGAAUGGGCUCCUGAAGCAUUUGUUAUUUCCUUUAAGUUAGAAACUGAUCCCUCCAUCUUAAUUGAUAAAUCACGGAAGGCUCUGGAGACAUAUCGUCAUCAGGUGGUGAUAGCAAAUGUCCUUGAUUCACGGAGAACAUCUGUUCUUCUUGUAACGAAAGACUCGGAAACUAAGUUAUCACUUUCUAAUGAAGAAAUAGCACAAGGUGUGGAAAUAGAGGAGAAGAUAGUGAGCCAUCUUCAGUCUCAACACACUGCAUUUAUAGAUAAACAACACUCUGAAAGGAAAGGACCAGCUUGUUCUAGCUCUGAAUGAUCAGAAACAAAUUGAACUUUGUGAGGCUGUGAGUGGAACUGGAGGAAAUCUCAUUGCAGUAAAUGGAGGAAAACACUAUCUGAGGCAUUGUGUAUGAGGUAAAAAGUGUGAACAUCCAACAUAGUUUGGCUCAUACAUGACUUCAUAAGUUAUUUGCUGCUUAUGUAAAAAAAACAACCCCAAAACACUGAAAUGAAAACAUUCCCCUAAGGAUGGUAUUGUGCGAGUUUGUAGAGAGGAGAGGGAUGUGUUUCCCUAAUCCUUUCCUUGUGUGGGGGUGGGGAAGCAAGGGAUAGAUGUGUGCAUGUUACAGUUUCUGCUUCUUCAAAACUCCAUGUAGCAGCCCAUUUUGAAGUCCCAGAAGGGUGGGCAGAGGCCAUCAGAAAAAAAUUCCUUCCCCCACCCCCUUAAAUGGGAGAGGGGUCACAGAGGCAGGGGACAACAAAUGAUUAAAUAGGAAGGUGGGGGAUUCAAUCAAAGAUGUAAAAUGGGAACCAUAUGGGGACAUUGAGCAGAGAACUCUGGACAGUACCCAUAGCGCCACAAAGGAGGUGAAGAAGUCAGAGAAACUCUUUCUGGAUGUGAGACAGUAUCGGAACAGAAGUAGUCCCUGUAAUUGCAGUGAACCUCCCUGUCAAGCUACUUCUUCCUGGUUUGGUAAAUGACCAUUUUGGCCAGUAACAGAAGGAGGUUGAUGAGGAGGUCUUGUGAUUUUAUGGAGCCACAGAUAGGAAGUCCUUAGAGGAGUAGAUGUUGAGGGAAAGUACAGCUAGAACCUCAUCAGAAGGUUCUGGAGGAUGUGAAAGGGAGCUGUUACCUGGCACAGUGGAGUUAAGUGUGUGGCAAGGUCUCCCUCUCUGUAGAAGGGGCAGGCAUCAGGGAUGUCCAUGAACCACGCCUGUGCUCACAGCCGCCAACUAAUAUCCCUGGUGGGCAAAGAAACCAAGGUGGAAUAAAAGCUGGCUAAUGGGUUCGUCACUCUUGCAAAAUGGUAUAAUCAUCUGCCAUAUGGUGCCAGUAUGUAACACAAAGUCAAAGAAAUGCAUGCUGUGGAGCAUGUAGAGAUUGACACCAAUCAGAGCCAGCCCACAGGCAUCAUACCUGCUGCGAGGACUCACUCCUUACUUUCAAUUCUGCUUUCAUGUACUGUAUUGCUAUGUCCACAUUGAAACACAUUCCUUAAUUACUGUUCUAACAUACUGUGAGGAGAGGUGGUAACUGCAGUUAGCUGUACCUCUCUGGGCAAGGAAGUUAAUUUAAAUUAUGUUGAAACAGACUCACUGGUGGUUUUUUUAAAGGAAAUUGAAUGUGACCCUGAGGUUGAGAGUUCAACUACUAAUAGAGAAAUUCAGAAUUCCUCA